Messenger RNA from Aureobasidium musti, 441 nucleotides. NCBI's taxonomy places the organism in Eukaryota, Fungi, Ascomycota, Dothideomycetes, Dothideales, Saccotheciaceae. The record is from the annotation of a GenBank genome assembly.
AUGGGCACCUACCACAGCUCUGCUAGUCUGCGACCCGACGGCCAAGGCCAACAAGAGGGCAAGAUCCGCGCCUCGCAUCUGCUCGUCAAGCACAAGGACUCUCGCCGCCCCUCGAGUUGGCGCGAGGCCCAAAUCACCCGCUCCAAGGACGAUGCCAUGACCAUCAUCCUCGGCCAUGAAGCCAGAAUCAGAAGCGGCGCAACCAGUCUUGGCGACCUUGCUACCACCGAGAGCGAUUGCAGCAGCUCUAGAAAGAGAGGUGAUCUGUAUGUGUCUCUGCCUUUCCUCGGAUCGCCUCGUCAACUAACUCUCCUUCCAGCNGGUUUCUUUGGUAAGGGCGAUAUGCAGAAGGAGUUUGAAGACGCCGCAUUUGCUUUGAAGCCCGGCGAGGUCAGCCAUGUAGUCGAAACUGCCUCUGGUCUGCAUCUGAUUGAGCGGUGA